AGGGCAAUACGGAAGGGAGCGUUGAAUCCGGUCCCCCCGGAAAGUGACGUGUGGUUUGUGGACCUGUGCAGAUACGUGGCCUACGAUCGUUAACGAUCUUCGAUAGUCGGUUAUUAUUCGUAAAUAUACACUGUAAUUGACUUCAUUUAUCUCGCCUUGGGGAGAUGGAGGCUUCCUAUAACUCCCGCUGUCCAGCUGUGAAGAGACUUUUUCGUGAAGCAAAGGAGCUCAAUGAAGCCACAGAGGAGUACUAUGCCCAACCACUAGAGGACAAUCUGUUUGAAUGGCAUUUUACGGUCAGAGGACCUCCAGACACUGAAUUUGAGGGCGGUAUUUACCAUGGCCGAAUCAUCAUGCCUGCAGACUAUCCUAUGAAGCCACCGAACAUUAUAUUUCUCACGCCAAAUGGAAGGUUUGAGACCAACAAGAAAAUAUGUCUCAGCAUAUCUGGGCAUCAUCCAGAAACCUGGCAACCAUCUUGGAGUAUCCGCACUGCGCUUCUAGCCAUCAUUGGUUUUAUGCCGACUCCUGCUAAUGGUACAAUUGGCUCUCUGGACUACACUGCUCAAGAGCGAGCUAAACUUGCUAAAAAGUCCCAGGAGUUUGAAUGUGCUGAAUGUGGUUGUGUUGCUAAGUUAUUAAAAGAGAGAACCGGUGACAACAAAGACUUCCAACAAGAAGCACGGGAAGUGAUGGGGCAAGUGUCGGUUACAGCAAAGGUGGAAGACAAAGAAAGGAAGAACUCUGGUACAACUGGAGAGUCAGCAGCAGCAAGUGAUGCCACUUGUGAGACAAGAAUUGAGAAUAUCUCUCAUGGGACAUCAAGCAGAGACCAAGUAGAUUCACUGCCUCAAGCUACUAGUCAGGCUACAUUACCUGGAAGUGGUGUAUCAGCCUCAGAGCAGCAGCCAUCAGGGAUUCCAGUGACUGAGCCUAUUCAGGAAAUAUUAAUGGAGGGAGUAGCACCUCGUAAUACUACCAACCCCAGGUCCCCAGUUUCAAACUUAGGGAAUACCUCUAGUUCUGGUUAUCUCUAUAAUACGGUUCUCUCUUCUGCAAUCAUUCUGUUUGUAGCUUUGGUCUUAAGAAGAGUCUUCUUAUUGGAAAGUGAUGUGAGUGAGGAGCUGGAUGAUGUUCUCUUGUAGGCUCUAAACACUUAAUAUUCACCUUUGAUAUGCAUACUAUAUAUUUAUAUUUUUUGCCAGUCCUUUGUUAUGUAGGCUUGUUAUUUUAAGUUAUUAGUCAUAUUAAGUUUUUUGCAGGACUGAAUUGAUUGUUGGAUAGAGUUGAUCUCCAUUUGAUAAUCAGACAAGGGAUUAAUGAAUUGGUGUUUUUUUUUUCCUUUAAUUGAAACUGUUGAGGCCUUUUUGCAAUGUUAUGUAGAGUGGAUUAAAUAGGAAUCAGUAAGCAGUUAAUGAAAUGGAAUGUGUAUUUUACUCAUUAAGAGAAUUGAGUAUGGUAUUUGAAAAGUGCAGCAAAAGCAUACCACUUUUUGUAUUUGUCAUGAACUGUUGCUCAGUUUGAGUAUAAUGAAAGCUGUAGCGUACAUUUUAUGCAGUACACAUUGAUGGCAUUAAGUUUUCGUUAUGCAUUCCAUAAUUAAUAAUAGGAAUAGUUUGAGUUGGUCUAAUUUUUAAGGAGUUUUAGAUUACUAUAUUUUUGCUAAAAGAUUGACUAUCGUUUGCAUCUGUAAUUUUCCUUUUAAGUACGGGACUUUAUUUUGUGUAUGGUAAUGAUUUGGACAGCAAGGUUGAGGUGUGUAUGGAAAUAGCAAGGUGCAUGAAUUUUAGGCUUAUGUUGUGAGGGUAGACUUCUCUUUUUUCCAGUUUGGUUAAAGUAGUAAUGGCUAGAACCUAGAUUUUUUCAUAUUGCUUUUUGCAUUGUUAUGUAACUUAACAUUAUUCAAAUAUUUACUCCCAUUGAAAAUUUUACAGCAUUUUUUAAGCAAUUUUGCUCUUACAUAUUUAGGUUUUCCCAAGUAGGUGCUCUGAUUUUUUGCAUUGUAAUAACAUAGAAUACAGGUUUGCUGAAAUAUCACAAUUAAGAAUUGGAGAACAUAGGUCUUUGGCUGUUACUCACAUUUUCAUGUGGUCAAACUGCUUUAUAAUAAUAAUUUUAUCAUUAGACGAGAAUAAUCCCAUUGAAGCUGUAGGCUUAUUAAAUUGAUUUCAUGGAAAUCUUGUCAAUUGUAAGUGCUACACAUCUACUGUAUAAUUUAAACAAAAGGCCAGUAAAAGAAGUGUGUUUGAGGUUGUUUGAGAUUAAAGUAUCCAAGAGCUUGAGGCAGUUUCCUCCCACUUAUGCCUUAUGUUGAUUUUUAUGGUGGGAUGGUAUUGGUCGUAAGUGUAAUUGAGGUAAACUUUCAAAUUAUUAUGACUAAGUUAUUUGUGAUGCUUCUGAAUAGCUGAAAAUAACAAUCUGAAUCUUGACUGAAUUAUAGUAGGAUAAUAAUCUAUUAUGACUGCUUAGUGUAUCUGUUUAUCUUUUAUGUUGUAAGGGUUGUCCAGAAUCCUGAAUUAACUAUCAAUUAUAAAAGGUUAUUCAUAUAUAUAACUAUAAUUAUAAAAGGUUAUUCAUAUAUACUGUAUAGUGAAUGUAUAAUGUCAUAUUUUAGGACUUCAGAAAAUGGUUUUAUCAUACAUACUAAAAAUAAGAUUUUUUUUUUUUUUUUUUCCUUUAAGGAAUUUCAUUUUGUGAAAGUGACUCACAUGAAUGAUGCACUUUUAGUUUGGACUCUAAA
Messenger RNA from Macrobrachium nipponense, 2740 nucleotides. RefSeq names its product ubiquitin-conjugating enzyme E2 J1-like. The record is from RefSeq and is a predicted model, not a curated record. The transcript is spliced from 5 exons. NCBI's taxonomy places the organism in Eukaryota, Metazoa, Arthropoda, Malacostraca, Decapoda, Palaemonidae. The coding region runs from base 165 to 1145 and encodes 326 amino acids.